Molecule: messenger RNA, 519 nt
Organism: Apaloderma vittatum (bar-tailed trogon)
Lineage: Eukaryota; Metazoa; Chordata; Aves; Trogoniformes; Trogonidae
Product: antigen-presenting glycoprotein CD1d-like
Exons: 2
Biological process (GO): positive regulation of T cell mediated cytotoxicity; antigen processing and presentation, exogenous lipid antigen via MHC class Ib; antigen processing and presentation, endogenous lipid antigen via MHC class Ib
Cellular component (GO): external side of plasma membrane
Molecular function (GO): endogenous lipid antigen binding; exogenous lipid antigen binding; lipopeptide binding
Source: RefSeq, a predicted model, not a curated record
AGACCUUCACUGUCCAGCUGCUCCAGACCAGCAUCUUCGAAAACGCUUCCUUUGUGGACACAGAGGGAGUGGGCCUGAUGAAUGACAUUGAACUCGGUUCUCUUGAUAAGCACACCUGGACUUUCCGCUUCCUCCAGCCGUGGGUACAGCCAGCCCUACCCCACAGUGACUGGGAGACCUAUGAGAACAUGUACAAGAUCUUUUUGCAGAAGUGCAAUCAAAAUUUCCAUCAAGGUUCCAUCAAGAAUUAUAUGCCCUAUCCCUUUGUGGUCCAGUACGUAGAAGGCUGUGAGCUCUUUCUCAAUAGGACCUCUGGAGCCUUCGUUCAUGUGGGCUACAAUGGACAGGACUUCCUUAGCCUCAACGUAGAAAAUUAUUCCUGGCAAUUUGCCCAAGACACUAACCUGUCACGGUACAUCAAGUCCACUCUUGAGAACAGUCGCGCCUUCAGUGAGCUGGUGGAUUUCCUCUUCAAUGAGACCUGUGUUGAUGUCCUGGAGGUGUUACUGCACUAUGGGA